UCUUCAUUUCCGGUUGGAUGACAUCAAAAUGUUUAUUUACAAAAUUUUAGAUAUGUUUUAAAGAAAACCUUCAUAAUGUCUGCAUUAGGUUUAGACAUAAAAAAGAAGUUUAAAUCUCUGAUUGGAAAACAGGAUUCAUUUACAUCUCCAGUUGAAGAACAAAUUGAUCGUGAUUCUUUUCCAGGAGAUUUGCCAGCAGUGACUAAAUACAAGCAUACUGUACUUGCUAAUCCUCAUGAAGAGCAGGAAGUUUUAGAAGGCAUAGAAAAUAUAUACUACAGUCAUACAGAUACUAGUUUAUAUGAACUAGAGAAACUUCCAGAAGUAUUAGAUUUACAAGAUAUAGAUGCAGACAGAAACAGACUUAGAAAGCAGCUCAAUGUGGUAUCAAAGAAAGUUUCUGACCUUGUCUUACAAAACCACCCUGCUUAUGCUAGAGAAUUACAAAGAGUUAUGGAACUUGAGAAGACUCUUCAGUUAGCUAGUGUUAUAUGUGCCAAUGGCAGAAGAAAUCUGUCGGAUGCCAGACAAGUAUUUACAUCUGCCAGUCUGAAGAUGCUGGCCAACGUUAGAAAAAGGCAACAACUUACAGGUCUUCUGAAGUCACUCAGGACAAUUAAAACUCUGCAAAGAACAGAUCUGAGAUUGAGGGAAAUGUUAGAGGAAGAAGAUUACUGUGGUGCCAUCCAGCUGUGUUUAGAAUGUCAGCAAGCAGCUAGUACUUACAAACAUUUUAAAUGUAUCAGCGAGCUAAAUUCCAAGUUACAGGAUACCUUAGUUAUGAUAGAGGAACAGUUAGAUGUAGCCCUGUCUAAAACUUGUAGUAAUUUUGAUGUCACACAUUAUGAGAAAGUACAGAAAGCUUACAGACUUCUUAAUAAAACUCAGCUCUAUGAGUAUACUUAUAUUCGAGUAACUCAAGUCAGUUUGCAAACAGCCAUGGACCAACUUCAUAUGCAUUUUACCAGUGCUAUACAUAAUACAGCAUUUACUAUAGUGUUAGGAUAUGUAGAACUGUGUUCUGGGACCACUAAUUCUAACUUCCAUAAGAGGCAGUAUACAGAUUUAUGUAAGAAUGUAACUCAGGAUAGUUUUACGCCAUGUUUGAUUGACUUAUGCAAAGCAUUAUGGGAAGUGAUGAAAAGUUAUUUUAAGACAAUGCAGUGGCAUGAACAGAAUGAUAUCAAUGUACAAGACAAAGAUGAAACAGAAGAAGGGACAGAGGAGAUAGCGUUCAAUAAGAAAUACAUUAAACAGAAACUGGACCAUGGGCUGACCAGGAUAUGGAUGGACGUCCAACAGAAGGUCAAAUUAUUUGUCCUUGGCACAGAUCUGUCCCAUUUUAAGUUAGAAGAGUUCAUUAGAGUUUUAGAUAUCAUUCAUAGAAUGAUAGAGAUUGGUGAAGAAUUCUGUGGAAGUAAAUCUGAUGGCUUACAAGAUUCUCUCAAACAACAAAGUCUUAAUUAUUUUAAAAAUCAUCACAGAUACAGAAUGGAUGAACUGAGAAUGUUUCUGGAGAAUGAAGGUUGGGAGCUGUGUCCGGUGAAAACUAAUUUUACAUACUCACGUCUGUUGGAAUUUAAGUUUAUGAAACAUUGGAACAAGUCACCAGAACUCUCUCCUAGAGGUGAUUCUUCCUUGACAACAGAUAAUAAAGUUGUUUACUUCAAAGACUUUACAGAUGGCGCUACUCCAUUUGAUGUUCAUCCUGAAGAUGAUGAAAAUGAAGAUGUAUUCUCAUAUAGUUUUGAUAGUGAAGGUAAUGAUAGUGAUAGUGACUCAGACAUUCCAGAUGAAUUAAAACAAGAUUAUAUUGAUGAGAUAACGGGAGAAGCUCGCUCCCACAGACAGUACAAAAGAAGAAUAUCUCAUAACAGAAGCAGAAAAAAUGUUCCCAUUGUAACCAAUACAACAAUUAAUUUAUUAAGAGUUAUAGGUAAAUAUAUGAAGAUGAUAACAGUAUUAAAGCCUAUAGCCUUUGAUGUUAUAUAUUGUAUAUCACAACUCUUUGACUAUUAUCUUUAUACAGUAUACAGUUUCUUUGGUUCUCACGAUUCUGUGAGAAAUGAACGAGCCAUAAAUCAACGGCUUCACCUUACCCUACAGAGGAUACAUAGUAACGUGAUAGCAGAGGAAGCAACGCCUGGAGCGCCACCUGUUGAUAGUGAAGAGAAUCAGGACAGAGUUCCUCAGCCACACCUUUCCCCUGUGGUUGACCUCACUGCAGCAGAUAAAUUGUUUGGGUUGUCAGAGAGAGUGGUAGCAGCAGAAUCUCUGGUUUUUCUUGCCAACCAGUUUGAGCAGUUACAGCCUCACUUUGAAACUAUGAUUCCUACUAAUAAAAAAGCAUUCCUACAGCAGUUUUAUAGUCAGACAAUAUCAAUAGCUUCUGAAUUACGAAAACCUGUGUACUGGGCCGUGUCCGUCCAUGCUAUAGAUUAUAAUGGUGUUAUCAACCUAAUGGCCAAUGUACGAUGGGAUAUCAAAGAUAUCAUGUCACAACAUAACGCCUACGUUGAUGAUAUACUCAAAAAAUUUGAGAAUUUAAACAGAAAACUAAGUGAUAUAAGUAGAAGAUUACCUAUUCCUAGAGUUGUUUAUACAAGUGUAUGGGAACAUUGUGUCAGAUUAACUAAUAGAAUACUUGUUGAAGGAUACUCUAAUGCCAAGAAAUGUAGUAACGAAGGGAGAGCAUUCAUGCAGUUAGAUUUUCAACAAUUAUUGUCAAAUUUAGAGAAAAUGAUAGAUUUAAGACCAAUACCAGAGAAGGAGUUUGUAGAAGGUUAUAUUAAGGCAUACUAUCUUCCUGAGAGUCAGUUUGAUUCCUGGUUAUUAGAUCACAAGGAGUAUUCUCCUAAACAGCUGAUAGCUCUAAUUAACUCUGUAGACCAUUUAAACAAGAAAGCCAGACAGAGACUAAUAACUGUUAUAGAAGAUAUGGAGAGGACUAGAAGAUAGCAUAGAAUUAAUCAUUUAGGAUUUACUGUUUAAAUUCUUAUACAAACACAUUUCUUCUUUAUAUCAGAACUUCUUUUUAUUCUUUUAUAUCAUUAGAAUUUAAAUUAGUUAGAUCAAUUUAACCUGUUAGCUUGCUGGAUGUUUCUACUGGUUGGAAGAUACCUGCACUGACCCUCUCAUGCUGACCUUUUUGUGGCAAAUAUCCUCAGAAAUAUGUAAAAUUAGCCACACUUUUUAUUACCAUGGCUUUAGAUAAUAUUUCCAUAUUAACAGAAGUUUUCCUUAUCUACAUAACAUUGAACAUAUUAUGUUAAAGGAAUCAGUUAAUGUGGCAUCAAUAAUGGUGGCAUACCAAUUUUCAUGGAUUUUGUCAGUGGUACAAAUGAAACACUAAUUCAACUAUUCUACCAAGAACUAAUUAUUUUAUAGGUUUGUAUGCAGACUUUUGUAAAACCACAAAAUCUAAUAUCAACAAAAGUAGAAUGUUUUCCUAAUCCACAAAAAUAAGUUCCUGCGGAAAUGUUUGUUGAUAAGGGUAGGUUAUACGGGGGUAAAUGUUUGAUACAUUUUUGUUCGUUAAUAAAUGCAUGUCUAAAUUGGAGGGUCAGUGCCAGCAUUUGAUUAUCCUGCCUUACUGGGGAGGGUAAGCAGGUAUGUGUUGGUCAUAAAAUUAAUGUAAAAUAUUUAUUGUAAGUGACCAACGGUUUCUUGUUUAAGAGAAAAAAAAUCAGAUUUGUUUUGUAUACUUUUUUCCAUCUAUUGUUAGUCUUAAAUGUCUUUUCAGCUUUUUAUUUUUUUCUGCUCUGUUUAGAUAUUUUUUAUCAUCCAACCACAAUAUGGCACAUGCUGAUAAGAGUGCUAUUUGACUGGAUAAACUAUUUCAGCAAAGGUCCUUGUUUUUUUUGGACCAUACGACCAAGGAACCUUCAAGUAGAUACACUAAAAUAUAAUAUAAAAAUACAGGCAUCUUCACAUUUUUUUCAACUUUACUGUUGAAAUUAUAUACUAAACUCGUUCAGUGUCUUUAUUUCUCUAAUAAACAGAUAGUUAUUUCUCUAUUAAGGGAAGUAACUCACUUUGUUAAUAUUAUUAUUUAUAUAAAAAUCAUGUAGAAUUGUCAAGACAAAGUAUGUAGUAAUAAGCACCUGACAGAUGUAAUGUAGUGUAGUAUAUAAUACAUAGAUUUAUAUCCACAAUGGCAACUGUAGAUAAAUAGGAUAGAAAAAUCUAAAGUGCAAUAAAAUUAAUUAGUUGUAUGACCUUAUGAUGAGUAUGAAUGUUCUUUCUUAAAUUGCCACAGAAUCACCUAAAAAGUUU
This is a messenger RNA of Mytilus trossulus (common blue mussel), 4275 nucleotides long. Its product is annotated as syndetin-like. Bases 76 to 2958 code for a protein of 960 amino acids. NCBI's taxonomy places the organism in Eukaryota, Metazoa, Mollusca, Bivalvia, Mytilida, Mytilidae. The record is from RefSeq and is a predicted model, not a curated record. Gene Ontology annotation, cellular component: EARP complex. The transcript has 27 exons. Gene Ontology annotation, biological process: endocytic recycling; retrograde transport, endosome to Golgi. Gene Ontology annotation, molecular function: SNARE binding.